Molecule: messenger RNA, 149 nt
Organism: Auanema sp. JU1783
Lineage: Eukaryota; Metazoa; Nematoda; Chromadorea; Rhabditida; Rhabditidae
Source: the annotation of a GenBank genome assembly
ACACUAGGGAUAUGGGGCUUGGUGGUAGAGUGGUUGUAAGACUACUACGAUCAACUGGUUACUGGUACGGAUCCCCUCCGGAGCAUGGCAAGACUGGGCGAAGGAGAGGGGAAAGUGCCUGGGUAGGAUCGGCCAAGCAACAGGAAUAG